Molecule: messenger RNA, 1257 nt
Organism: Helianthus annuus (common sunflower)
Lineage: Eukaryota; Viridiplantae; Streptophyta; Magnoliopsida; Asterales; Asteraceae
Exons: 3
Coding region: 1-1257 (418 amino acids)
Source: RefSeq, a predicted model, not a curated record
AUGGGGGACCACAUGAUAUCAUUCUUUGAUAACCUACGUGGUAAUGUUUCCCUGAAAGCAUUAGAUUUGUUGCUUGUGGAGAAGAAAAAGAUACGUACGUUGCUCGCAGCAGGGGGGACUUGUGGUCACCAGCUUUUUACGAGUUGUGGGUUGCCAUGUGCUUGUCGGAUGGAGUGGUGGGAAAAUACAAAUUGCAAAAUUCCUCUUGACGCCGUAGACAAAUUCUGGACAAAACUAGAUUUCAAUGCUGAAGAACAUAAGGAAGAUGAUAAUAAUCUUCGGGAGGAAAUGGACAGAGUCAUGCAACAACUGAAGGCUCAACCACCGAUAGUGUUAAAAAGUAUGUUGUCGAAGAUAAAGGAGGUGGUGAAUCCAAGUAUGACUGACCAUCAACCGCCUGAGGUACAACAAGAUACUCGGGGGCGCCCAACCUCUAAAGCACAACAAAAAAAGAAGGAGGAGGUUGCGAGACGUAAAGAUACCCAGUCCGAAGCAAAAGGCAAAGGCCAAAAGAAGGACGAGGACGCUCAAAAGCCAGCAGUGCAACGCAGUCGUUCAAAGAAAAAUAAGGCUAAAAAGACAGUUGAAAUUAUAGAUGAAGAUUUUCCACUGUUGGUGGGGGAUAGGUACAAAAACAUGAUCGAUCGCUUUAAGGACUGGCUUCCAUCUAUGUAUCGGAGAUACAUAACACAUAUGGAAGAUGCCCAGCCUGACGGUAACUGUGGGUUUCGAUCGGUGGCUAUGGGUUUGGGGUUGGACCAGAAUGCUUGGAUGUGGGUCCGCCAAGAGCUAAUGGAUGAGAUGUUCAUUAAUAAAGCCCGGUGCUGGCCUAUUCUUGACUCUUUUGAUCCGGGAUUUUACACUACAGUAUAUCGAUCAAUAAACUGGUUGCACGUGGAACCUGCACCAAUGGCAUGUUGGAUGUUCUUGCCAUACGCUGGAUUGUUGGUGGCUCAAAAAUUUGGUGUGGUUGUUCAACAUUUAAGCAAUGGUGUUUGUCAAACACGCUUUCCCAUGUUUGAUGGUCCGGCGGAGGGCCAUUCUGUUCUUUCGAUUGCCUAUGUGGAAGAUGGCCAUUUCGUCAUGGUUAAGUUAACGGAUGAUGGUCCGAUGCCUCCACCGAAUGGACUAUGGAAUAUGUAUCGAAGUACUGAAGCUAUGGAGUGGGAGACAAUGUACAUGUCUCGUCUUUCACAGGGUAAGAAGUUACUUCGUAGUAAUAGAAGUGUUCGAAGAGACUUUAUUAACUUGUUGUAG